GAAUCAAUCUUGUCUCAGCAACAAGAAAGAAAGAUGGAUGUUACUGUUCGGCAAGAGACUCAUACAAGCCCAUCUCCUCGACAAAGUAUUCUCAAAACCAAUUCGAUGACCCCUACCUCCGAUAGAACGUUACCAUGGAAGUCUUUUAUCCUGCUUCUCCUCCUGGCAAUGGAAGUGCACAAUUAUGGAAGGAUGUCUGGAGAAAUCUCGAUGAUGGACAUGUGUGCAACUUUGAGUACCCGUUACGCUUCCGAGCCAACAACAACAGCAUUAAUGAAAUCGUCGAUGACAUCGUCGCCGACACCGACACCCGAAAAUAAGAAUACAAAUGAUGCCGAUUAUUCAAAAGCGCAUGAGCAAUCCUUGGGCUUCUUCAAGAAUAUCCCGUCGUCCGAAUGGAAACUCUUACAGGAAAAAGUCUCCGCCAUGUCCCCAAAUUUCGAUGACAAUAUGUUCAAAACCUCACUUUCACGGAGAAAAAACAAAAUUUAUGGCUAUUUUUGGCAACACCAUUAUGAACCCGACUUUGUUUGCCAGCACGAAAGGCGUGUUGGAAAACGCGGUGAUGGUGGCAAGUGGAUCUGUGACCCCCAUCGCAUUGCCCAAAAAGUAGAAGCAGGAGGACGAUGCCUUAUUUAUAGUGUGGGUUCCUUCAACAAUUAUAAAUUUGAACAAGGUGUCCAAAAGGACGUUCACGAAAAGUGUGAGAUCCACACAUUCGAUCCUGGAGACUAUGAAUCAGGAGCCAAGAAAGCUGGAGGAGAUAUCACCUACCACCGGGUCGGAGUAAGCACAGACAAAGUUGGUCCGAAAGGGAUAUACAAGUCCUUACCCACGUUGGUCUCUGAGCUAGGCCAUCAAAACUCAGAGAUCGAUGUCUUCAAGAUUGACUGCGAAGGCUGCGAAUUUGAAAGCGCAUCUAAUUGGUUCGAAGCCUCGGCCAAAUACAAUGUGACCCUCCGUCAGAUCCUUGUAGAGCUCCAUGGUAGAAAGGAAGCGAGAGUAUUCAGCUUUUUUGAUCUGAUGUAUAAGCACGGAUACGUCAUCUUCCACAAGGAACAGAACACAAUAGCAAUGAAUAUGAAUGGAACGGCGAUCGAGUAUGCGUUUUUGAAGCUUGAUCCGGCUUUUGUCAACGCCAUCCCAAGAGCCAAUGCAUAUGAAACAUUUCGAACAAUGACUGGCGAAUAAGUAGUCUAACCAAAUAUGACAUUGCCCCAGUCGGUACAAGAUCGUUUGACUUGAGGUGAACAGGCUGGGAUCGAGUGGAAUGCAUGGUUUAAACGAAAUGGCUAGCCUUGUCCACGCUUCUUUGCAACGCGAUUGUUUGUGUUGUGUCUACGUGGUUGAAGAUUUAUGGAAUGGAUUUAGUGAUUGACAAGCGCUUGCUGCUUUACCGUAUUUGAGUGCAUGUUUCACCCAACUACACUUUCAGCUUGGAAAAAUGAGAAAGCAAAACAUGAGCCAUAGCGGUCACAACAUACCGUCGAAGUCGAAACGCUAUGAUGGCGAUACCAACACCAACAUCGUCAACAGGCUGCAAGAAAAUGAUGCCGAGCUGCAUUCAACCAAGCCGGCUUCAGCAAUCCUACAUUCCCAACAGUAGCGGCAACAAAAGUAACAUACAUUAGCCAUUUCGGGAACUUCAUCCAAUGUCAACGUUUUCUACUCGUAGACUAUUACUUUAAUUUAAUGAUACAUUGCCGAAGAUAGCAGCUAUGAUUGAAGCAACGGCAAAAAUUAGUAGGAUCACCAGCACCAGCUUUUGUGUCCUUUUGGAUGCCACUUUCCAUGGUUUGUAUACAUUCACACUGCCACAGGGGUCGCCUCUCUCUAACGAAUGAAGCGCUAGAAGGAGAGGUAAAAUGAAGGCAAGCAAACUCGUGAAUAUUAUCCCUCCCCACGAAAGUAACUGGAUGACAGCAUCGCCCUGAUAGAAUAACCAAGAAAAACAGAAGGGAAAAUAGACUGCUAGCCCAUUGGCAGUACCUCUUGACAAAAAUGCAUUUCCAUCCGUAAGAUUCAUGCGAGCCAGUAUGCUAAAUAGUGGACACCCCAGACCGAUGAUGAAAAAAGCGAAAAUAGAAGCGCAAAGCUGCAUUGCUGUACCGAACACCCCAGACAUGAGAGACUCAAGCAUAUUCUGCGAUGCAUGUGGCAUCGUGAUUGCCCCGAGUAUGCCAAUUGACAAAUACAGAAUUGACGUCAGUAGAGAGGAAGAAUGUACGACUAGAGGGACAUUCACUCCUGGCUCUUUUUCGUACAACCUUUUCACAAAAUAAUCGACAUUGGAUGGAUCAGAAAAGGAAAGGAGUCGGACCAAAAAUUUGAGCAAAGAAAGCAAAUAUAAUCAAGAAAGGAGGCCUCAACAACGAAAAUGAAUGACAAUAUUGCGGUGUAACCUUCCUUACCAAGCUGGAAUAGCAAUGACAAGUGCGAAGUUAAAAAGCACCACUCCAAAUAGAGAACCCCACUCUGUACCCCAAAAUGAUAUGUUUCUCAAAUCAAACCCCGAAGACAAAAAUAGGAUGACAAAUCCUAGAGACGUAACCAAGAGGACCAAAAACCCAAUGACUUGCAUCGCUGCAUUUUCCUUCAAGUCCAUAAUUGCCAUCGGAAGGAAGGUCAACACUGUGAUGGCAUAGCCGAGUGUCAACAAAAUUCCUUCUUCAUUGAGGAACGGGACACAUUCCCCAGAGAUCAAGACCUCUUCGGAACAAAUAUUGUAAUCCCAA
Molecule: messenger RNA, 2735 nt
Organism: Pseudo-nitzschia multistriata
Lineage: Eukaryota; Bacillariophyta; Bacillariophyceae; Bacillariales; Bacillariaceae
Source: the annotation of a GenBank genome assembly